Molecule: messenger RNA, 375 nt
Organism: Fomitopsis serialis
Lineage: Eukaryota; Fungi; Basidiomycota; Agaricomycetes; Polyporales; Fomitopsidaceae
Exons: 3
Molecular function (GO): protein binding
Source: RefSeq, a predicted model, not a curated record
UCUCCGUGUUCCGUACAUUGGCUGGACUCCGGAACGCGCUUGAUCGUUUCCUAUAUGUCUCACGGUGUCGUAUGCUGGAACGUCCAAAGCCUGAGGAUGGAAUGGCGACUGCCACUGAGGAGAAUCCGGAUAGGCAGAUCGUCGCUAUCCCAGGAUAAGGAAGUGUUAGUCGUGUCAAAUCUCCACGACGGGUUCGACCUGUACAGACUCCGCGAUCAACGUCACCUCCGCACUUUCAAAGCCAAGGCGUCGAUAAAUAUCCCCCUCCCUGCGUUGUUCAUUCACGACGGAAAGGCUGUCUUGACAGGUAGUGACACUGGGCGUGUCUCUGUUUACGACUGCGGCACAACGCUGGUGAUGCAGGUUCUAGCACAU